AAUUUUUUAUAGAAGUGUUUUUAUAGAUGUUCCUUAUUUUGAGGCAGGGUUAACAGGAAAUGAACAUAUAAGCUGUUGGGUGCAACUAGCUGCCGUAUUUUUGGUGUUUUUUGUCACUCUUGCUGUAUUUCCAGCAGUUUUGGCAGGCAUGAGCCCUAACGCAAAGGGAGAAAAAUGGAACAGUGUUAUUUCAAGUAGGACUUGUAAAGUAGUUUGGGAGAGGCCAAUCACCACGUACCAUAUAGACUAGCG
Molecule: messenger RNA, 252 nt
Organism: Strongylus vulgaris
Lineage: Eukaryota; Metazoa; Nematoda; Chromadorea; Rhabditida; Strongylidae
Source: the annotation of a GenBank genome assembly